AUGCCGGCAAAGUGGCCCAAACUGAAGAAGCCGGCCGGCUUCUUCACCAGCAGCGACAAGACGACGACGACGACUACCGGGGAUGACACCCGUCUCCAAGUCGGCCCGCCGCGGCUCCCGCUCCUCUCGAUCUUCCCGCGGGUCCCGCUCAAGCCGUUCGACGCGCCGCUCGUCUUCGCGAUCGACUUCGGCCCGUCGCUCGAGGUCUUCGAAGUCGCGUCGCUCGUCCAAGUCGAGGUCGCGGGCCCGCCGUCCGCGCAAGAUGCCCGUGGUGAAGCACGAGCGGACGCCCGUUUGCUCGAUGGUCGUCUUCAGCGUCGCGUGCUGCAUCCUGGCCUUGCUGAGGAACACGAUGGGCUGAAGUGGCAGCGGACAAACUUCGAACCAACCCCGCCACUCUCCACCUACAUCAUUGCCCUCAUCGUCCACGACUUCGGAUCCCGCUUCGAGCUCACCAAGCGGGGCGUCAAGAUUGGCGUCUACGCGCGCAAGGAGUUGAUGCCGUACACAGAGACGGCCCUCGAAGCCGGGCUGAUGACCGUCCCGGCGCUGGAGAAGCUCACCGGCGUCAACUACCCGCUGAGCAAGCUGGACAUCUUUGCCAUCCCCGACUUUGCCGCCGGUGCCAUGGAAAACUGGGGCAUCAUGACGUUCAGGGAGUCGUGGUUCGGCGACUUGGUGACCCCCGAGUGGUGGGGUGAUCUGUGGCUGAACGAGGGUUUCGCCACGUUCACCGAGCUCUACAUGGGGCGCAGGCUAUGGGAGCGCGAUCGGCUGCGCAGCCUUGGCCGCCAGCUCCGCGACGCCGAAGAGCCCCAGUGGCGCCGCUUUGAGCGUGAGGUGAUGGGCGCGUGCCCGGGGGAGAAGCAGCAGACCAGCAAGUGCAGCAAGUACGGAUGGGGAGACCGCUCGAAUGGGUAUUCGGAGGCGAUCCAGAGCGCCCGCGGGCAAGAGGCCGAACGGAUUGCCGCCUUCAUGUGGAAGAAGCUGGAGAUUGAGACCGACCUCGACGAGCAGUUCUACCUAAACCGUGCCCUCCUCGUAGCCCCCAACUGGGAGUGGGCCGAGCGCAUGCUCGACCACUUGAUCAACAACACGGGUCUGGCCCGACUGCAGAGUACCUCCCGGAUGGCUCAGACGGUCGGGUGGCGCCCCGAGGCGUUCGAAUGGCUCUACAACAACAUUGGAUCCAUCCACGAGAGGCUCAGCUACGAACCCGACGAGCGCAAAUCCUUGGUGGAGAACAUGUUGGGUCAGCUUCGCGGCCGUGACGCUCUGACCAAGCUGAUCAUGAUGCGCCAGCACCCCGACCUGCCCGAAGACCUGCGCCCGCUGCCUUUCUGGGAGGACCUCGCCGAGCGACAGCGCCUCAAGAUCGAGUGGUGCCAGAAAUAUGCGUUCGACCUCCUCGAGAUGUUCGCCAAGCUACCCCAGUCGAACCGGCAG
Molecule: messenger RNA, 1446 nt
Organism: Mesorhabditis spiculigera
Lineage: Eukaryota; Metazoa; Nematoda; Chromadorea; Rhabditida; Rhabditidae
Source: the annotation of a GenBank genome assembly